CGGACCAGAGUUUAGUUGGGCGGCACGCCGGCAACGUCCGCACGCAUCCAUCCCGCCCGUACAAGAACCACCUCCGAAGUUCUCAAGUGUUCAAGUGACAAUAAAAUGUAACGUAAUUAUGUUGACCCGUGAUACAUAGGAUUGUAUACGAAUUAUGUUCUGUGUGUUCUCUGUUGUGGCGAAUUGAACGGAUCAACAGGUCACAAUCAUGGAGACAGACAAAAUGUCAACCGCCUCGUCAGUAGGCGCUGAGCGGCGACCACUGCUGCAAGCUCUAGUGAUCGAGAGGCGUAUCCUCUUCGGGUGUACUAUCCUAGUGGGACUGUGCACCUUUGUGUGGAUAUCUGCUGUGUGCACUGAGAAGUGGGUUCAUGUUACGAGUACCAAUGGUCUAUACAUACCGUCAAGAGGUGAAUACUUUAUGUGGAGUGACUCCGGAGUGUGGCAGAUUUGCCGAUAUGUAUUUCGUCCCAAUUUAAACCCAGAAAGGGCAAACGUCACAACCGCUCCGAGACCAAUAGAUCUGGGGAUAUCGGGAUUGACCGGGGAAUAUUAUACAAAUUGUACGAAUUAUUUAGCGCAACCCCAAAUGAAAAAUGGCAAGCCUACAGAUCCUGCCUAUGAUAUUGAUGUCGCAAAUUACGUAAGGACAAUGAUAUCAUUCGGCAUUAUAAGUCUCUUUGUCAUGGCUAUGGGGUGCGGCUUCUCUAUGUAUACCUUCCGAAACCCCCGGUAUAUGUUCAAGCGCCUUGCUGCGGGCAUACACUUCAUUAGCACUUCAUGCACAUUUGUGGUGGUGCAAGUAACGAUGUCAUCAGUGGACCACAUGAAGAAAAAUGUCAAAUAUAUUUAUCCAGAACGUGCCUAUCAUUACUUCCACGUCAGUUACUUUUUAGCGUGGUUCGUUGUGCUCGUAAACUUCUUCGCUGCGGCCUCCUUCCUCUGGUACUCCCGCAAGAGGAAAGGUGACAAGGCGGCCACCGACGAGCUCGCCAUGGCGGACGAACCCACCAUCAUAGGUCGAUGACCUUUCAGCCUUCCACACAAGCGACCAGCCAGGUCCAAAGGACACUUCCACGAGUCUCCACUGAACAGUGCUCAAAUGACCAAAGCUAAAACAAUAUUCAAAAGUCUUCCAAAUACGCUAGAUAUUAUAACAUUCAGGAGCCUAAUGCUCCCAACAGAACUUACCUUUAAUUUUUUCAAUCUUAGAUUCCUUUGUUAAUCUUAUAAGCGUUUAAUCGCCAUUCGCUUGCAUGUGGUUUUAUUAUGAUAUUGUGGUUAUGACUUAUAGGAUUAACGAAGUAUAUUAGCUUUAUGUCUAUUUAUUUAAGUAUAUUAUUAGUGUUUAAGUAAGACUAGGACUCUGCGUCCAAUCUUUUAUUUCAUUUCCAACGUAUUUGCUCAUGCUAUUUGUAUUGCAACACUCAUAAAUAGUCUUUUCUAUUAGAUAUUUCAGAUUUUAUCGACCCCUAAAUAUAUUAUUGUCUUUAAAAAAAUAUAGUAAUAUUAUCUUGAUUUUUACUAAGAGUAAAAUAAAUUUAAAUAAUUAUUCUUCAUAUCGAUAGAAACAUAUUAUUAUUAAGCAGAAAUAAUACUGCCUUAUUAUCAUUGUUCAUUGUACUGUACAAUUUUAAUAUACGAGUACAAAAAGUUUUAUUUUAGAGUGUAUUUAAUACUUUAUUAAAUUUUAAUGCUAAUCUUGGUAUUAUAUUAUAUUCUUAUAGAUCUAGUAAGGGUGAGUUACGUCAAAAAUAUAAGAAAGACCAAAAGACCAUUUCUCUGUUGUCUUCAAAGAAAGUAAUUGUGUAAUACUAAAAUAAUUUAUAGUAUUAUAUUUUUACCUUAACUUACCCUAAGAUUAUCAUCUAAAAGUGUGAAUCCAAAAAUACAUUUUAUUUUGUUAGACACGAAUAUAGUCGAAAUAGGAACGAUCUCGCGUAUGCAAUAUUGGUAAGCAAGCCUUACUUGCAAUAGGUACAGAAAUUGAUUUUAUAAAACAUAGUUUUCUAUAAAUAUCUUUUACGACUACUUUUCUGGAUUGUACAUGCACCCAAUUAAUUUUCAAAUAAUUUAUAACAAAUAUUGCUUUCGUUGUAAAGUUCUACUUUGGCUUGUAUAUUAGUUACCUUGAAAUGAAGGCCACUGCAGGGAAUAUGUACGGGACCUUCUGCCCAACGUCACAAUAUUAUAACUUUGAGUUAACUUAACGAGGUUUGCGUUCACGUGAAAGCUCUAUGAAAGUGCAAUGAAUCAAAGUCUUAACCUAUUAAAGAUAAUGAUUUGUUUUUCUCUUAUAUUUAAGACCCUCGGAUUCACACUAAAUUAGAUCUCGUUUUGUUAAUAUACUUAUUCGUUCUAGUCAACUAGUAAUACUCUAAACUUAUGCACUGAAACUUUAUUUGCUGUGCCUUGAACUUACUUUUUGCCAAAUUUAAUGUUAAGAUAUUUACUUAAGAAUUAUAACUGUUAUCUUUAAUCAAUCCAUUUAUAUUUAAUAUUACAUAUUCAACAUUUUAUUAUAAUAUAAAAGACCACUGUUUAUAAAUAAACUCAAAUAACGCCUUAUAUUAAUUUAAAUAGCGAACUAGGAAGGUCCCUUUUAGACCGUCCUAUAAAAAUUGUAGAUAUGGAUAUUCAGGCGAUAGAAAAUUAUUAACUGGAAGUGUAUGGUUUAAUAAAAAACCUUAGUAUAUUUUUUUAGUAAUUUCUCUUUCGUAAAUAUGAAUAUCGCCUAUCCAAAUAUUCAAUGGUGUCGCCAUAAACGUUCAUGCUUCUGCAUUGCAAUGUAUAGUUACACAAUAUUGUCUAUUUAUUAUAAUACAGUGUUAAAUAACACCAAUAAUUAAUUAAAUUCACGAUUCUGAUAGCAUUCAUUUGUAUACGUACAAUUUUAUCGCCUGAAGCUCCAUAUACAACUCACGACCUAUUGAAAAAUAUUUCGCUCGUCCACCCUGAGUAAUAUAUUAUUCCAUGUUUGUAUUGUGUAAUUAAUUGUCUUUCAUAUGUUUGGCCUAUUGAUUCAAUAAAAAUCUUCAUACAAUA
This is a messenger RNA of Colias croceus (clouded yellow), 3045 nucleotides long. RefSeq lists its product as uncharacterized. Lineage: Eukaryota; Metazoa; Arthropoda; Insecta; Lepidoptera; Pieridae. The coding region runs from base 209 to 1027 and encodes 272 amino acids. The transcript is spliced from 7 exons. Gene Ontology annotation, cellular component: plasma membrane. The record is from RefSeq and is a predicted model, not a curated record.